AGAGAGAGGGAGCAGGAACGAUGAUGACCCGCCAUUACCAACCGCUAUCAUCUCAAGACACUAGCGUUGCCAGUGGAACAAGCUUGAAGUGCACGAGACUAAAACAUCUCAACUGUUUCGAAACCCUAACACCACCACCACCACCACCAAUUUCUCCUGACUUCUUUUCCAUUCACUUCUUAGAAAUCCUCCAUCCUUAAUCAUCAUCACCAUUGCCGCUUCUUCAUUCUCGAUCCACUGUCAAUGUUGCCGCCGAGAUUCUUCCGUUUGUUCGCUGCGCUGGUUCUCCUCUUGGAGGCGGAGAUCCUCCCUGUCGUCGCCGACGGCGAUGGGUUACUUGAGGCCUGCAAACAAGAUUUGAACAGCUUUCUUCCUCCUCCUUACGGCAAUUAUUCAGGUUAUACUUGUACAACCGUUUGGAAUACUUUCAUUUUGAGAUACACUCAGAGUCAAAGUAAUGUCCUGACCAUUGUAUUAUCUGCUGUAUAUACUACGGGGUGGGUUGGAAUAGGAUUUUCAAAAGAUGGAACGAUGGUUGGUUCAAGUGCUAUGGUAGGUUGGAUUAAUAAAGAAGGCCGAGCAAAGAUCAAACAGUAUUACUUGCGUGGUCAAAGCACAUCUGAAGUAAUACCAGACAAGGGUGAAUUGCAACUUACUAAUGUUCCAACUGUUACUGUUCUUCAUGAGGCUACCAUUUACUUGGCAUUUCAAUUGAAUCUUGCAACUCCUCUUACUCAUCAACAAAUACUACUAGCUUUUGGAACUUUAUACCCGAUGCACAAUCGGCUAACAAAGCACGAUGAUAAAACAACUGUUGUAUUUGACUUCUCUGCUCCUGGUUCCCCGGCUGUGAUUCCCAAAAACACUAACAACUUGAAAAGGAGCCAUGGAGUUCUGGGUAUAACUGCAUGGGGCGUGAUCCUUCCAGCUGGGGCAAUUGUUGCCAGAUACUAUAAGCACCGGGAUCCUCUAUGGUAUUAUAUCCAUACAUUCGUUCAAUUUGUGGGAUUCAUCAUUGGGCUUGCUACUGUGGUGGCUGGGAAGGCACUUUAUGAUGGACUGCAUGUAAAUAUUCCGGCACACAGAGGCAUUGGGAUCUUUGUUCUUGUGCUUAGUAUUCUUCAGGUGAUAGCAUUCUUCCUACGGCCUAACAAAGAAGCCAAGAAGCGCAAGUAUUGGAAUUGGUAUCACCAUUGGGUUGGGAGGCUCGCUCUAUUCUUUGGAGCUGUGAAUAUUGUCCUAGGGAUUCAAGUUGGAGGUGCAGGUAGCUCUUGGAAGGUAGCCUAUGGAUUCUUUCUUGCGGUAGUUCUCAUCACAGUCAUUGUUUUAGAAGUAUUAUUGUGGAAAAGAGGGUCUGAGAAAAACGCUGAUCCUCCAACCUUCCAAUCCAAUCCAAAUUAGUAGGUCAUGUUCUAAUACUUGAAAUUAGCUCCCUCAUUUUUUCUGUAGAUGAGCAUCUCUUUUCCUUGAUUAUUUUACAUUGUUGAAGCAGGGCUAGAUCUUGAGUCUAAAGAAAAUCUUUUAAGGAUGGUAGGGAGAGUUGUUUUUUUCUGCCCUUGUAUUUUCUUAAGAAGGUUGUGCCACUAUCUGGGCUUUAGGUUUUUUAUGGCACACGCCUGAGAAACUGAGGAUGUAUAAAACUGUAAGCUCCACUCCCACCGUGGACGCUCUACCCAUUGUAAGACCAAGACAGCAGUUACUCGUGAGACUCAACUGUCCAAAUGUUUUCGCACAGCUGAUAACUGUGACCGGACCCUGCCAAGGGAGCCUCUUGAUUGGUUUGUGAAUACAGAUAGAACUUUUUGGUUAUUUUUUCUUCUCGGAUUGUAUAAUAUGACAAUGGUAAUGAAAGUUCAGUUUGCUGUAAUGUGCAAAUGGGAGAUUGUAUA
Molecule: messenger RNA, 1889 nt
Organism: Nelumbo nucifera (sacred lotus)
Lineage: Eukaryota; Viridiplantae; Streptophyta; Magnoliopsida; Proteales; Nelumbonaceae
Product: Cytochrome b561/ferric reductase transmembrane with DOMON related domain-containing protein
Source: RefSeq, a predicted model, not a curated record